Messenger RNA from Sinocyclocheilus anshuiensis, 4703 nucleotides. Its product is annotated as semaphorin-4G-like. The transcript is spliced from 15 exons. Gene Ontology annotation, biological process: positive regulation of cell migration; neural crest cell migration; axon guidance. NCBI's taxonomy places the organism in Eukaryota, Metazoa, Chordata, Actinopteri, Cypriniformes, Cyprinidae. Gene Ontology annotation, cellular component: plasma membrane. The coding region runs from base 333 to 2936 and encodes 867 amino acids. Gene Ontology annotation, molecular function: semaphorin receptor binding; chemorepellent activity. The record is from RefSeq and is a predicted model, not a curated record.
UACAGUACCUGUGUCGAGGCUCACACACAGCACAGCGACUAUCACAGCUGAGUUCAUUCCGCGUCUGCGCUCUGUCUCACGUUACUUGGCUUUACACUAACUGCUAGACGACUUUUCUGCGUUUUUGGGCGAUUUGUGACGAAAGACAUUUUAAGUGAAGCGCUUGAGGGAAAGAGAGCUGUUUUGUUUUUUGGUGAAGAAGAGUAAAACAGCAGCAUUUGUGCAUACCAGAGGAAACAGUCUUAAGAGACGGCGUGAUUGACUUCCUGCUCCCUUGAGAGGAGGGGUGAGCGGCGGUCUCGUGGUACUCACCCCUCCUGGUCAGACUGCUGAUGCUGAAGAUGUUGACCCAUAGUGCACGGCUGCCAUUCCUGCUGUUGCUGUGUGUUGUGUCCACUCUGUGGGGUUACCCCUUCAGACCCCCGCUAGACCUGGAUGUGACCCCCAGAACUACGGUCCUCUCCAACGGGCUGUUGGACCUCAGGCGCUUCAGAGGCUCGACACUGAACUACAGUUUAUUGCUGCUGGAGGAGGAGGCAGGCCUGUUGUACGUGGGAGCGAGAGGGGCUUUAUAUGCCCUGCAGGCUAGUGACAUCUCCAGCAGCUCUCUGCAGACCAUUGUCUGGGAGGCAUCAGAUGAUCAGAAGCAACAAUGCUUGAACAAAGGGAAAGAUAACAAGACAGAGUGCUACAACCACAUACAAUUCCUGCAGAGGUUCAACAGCACACACUUGUACACUUGUGGCACACAUGCUUUCAGCCCUCUGUGUGCAUACAUUGAUGGGAGGGAGUUUAAGAUCUCGUCAGCCUUCGAGGAGGGUCGAGAGAAAUGUCCAUAUGACCCCAACAAAGGCUACACUGGCCUGUUGAUUGAUCAGCAGAUGUACACAGCAUCUCAGUAUGAGUUCCGGAGCUUUCCUGACAUCCGACGCAACUCUCCGAAUCCCACAUUGAGAACAGAAGAGGCUCCAACUCAAUGGUUACAGGAGGCUGAUUUUGUGGGCUCAGCGCUGGUGAGGAAGAGUGUGAGUAGCUCAGUGGGAGAUGACGAUAAGAUUUACUUCUUCUUCACUGAGAAGAGUCAAGAGCUCAGUCCAUACUUCAGUCACAGCAGGGUGGCACGGGUCGCCCGUGUGUGUAAGAGAGACAGAGGAGGUCUCCUCACGCUACAGAAGAAGUGGACCUCCUUCCUGAAGGCCCGUCUGGUGUGUUCUUUACCUGACUAUGAGUUUCACUUCAACGUGUUGCGGAGUGUGUUUUUUCUGGAGGGCUCCAGCCCUCAGGACUCUGUAUUCUAUGGCAUAUUUGGUCUGGAAUGGAAAAACGUAAAGGCGUCUGCGAUCUGCCAUUACUCCAUUUCGGAUAUCCAGUGGGCCUUUGAGGGGCCUUAUAUGGAAAGCAAAGAGGACUCGAGCAACAAAUGGACCCAGUACACAGGGAAGGUGCCAGAACCACGACCCGGCUCGUGCAUCACAGAUCAACUUAGAGAAAAAGGCAUCAACUCAUCCACCAACCUGCCAGACGAUGUACUUCACUUUGUCCGUCGCCAUCCGCUCAUGUACAGGCAGAUCCUUCCUCAAAAACAGCGCCCCAUGCUGUUUAGGAGGAAUGUGGACUACACCAAAAUUGCUGUACACAGAGUGACUGGUCUAGAUGAUCGGAUGUACCACGUACUCUUCAUUGGGACAGAUGAAGGUUGGAUGCAAAGGGCUGUGAAGGUUGACGGUCAGCUGCACAUCAUUGAGGAGCUGCAGCUAUUUGAGGAACCCCAGCCAGUGGAAAGUAUAAUCAUCUCUGAGAAACAGAUGAGUGUGUAUGUGGGUUCGCCCACCUCUGUGGUGCAGUUGCCCUUGUCCACAUGCAGCAGAUAUUCCUCGUGCUUUGACUGUGUGAUGGCACGUGAUCCCUUCUGUGCCUGGGAUGGACUGGAGUGUGUGGAGAUUACAUCACAUAACAGAAGAGCCAAUCUGACACAGGACAUUCUGAAUGGAAACCAGGGCUGUGAUGAAUCCACAGCAGAUGACCAAGUGUUACACCGCUCUCGCUCUGUGAUGGCGGGUGAUGACGUGCUGCUUCAGUGUGAGCUCAGCUCCAAUCUGGCAACCCCUGAGUGGAUGUUGAAUGGAAAGGAACUGCGGGGUUAUGGACUGGACUCUGGUUACCGCGUUGGCACUGACGGCCUCCUGGUCAUCGAGGCACGGCCUUACCAAAGCGGCGACUACUGCUGCUUUGCCCUGGAGAAUGGUGUCCAUGUUCCUGUGGUGAUCUACAGCUUGACAGUCCGCCAGGAGCUUCCCGCACCUCCUCCCAUGGAGCCAACGCGGCCACGCUUGACCACAGCGAUCUACUGGACCAUUCAAACUUCCCCAAGUGACUCCCCGGAGGACUUCCAUCCGACCCCAGUGUCUCCUCGCUUCGAGUUUCUUUCCGUGAGGAACAUGGAGGCAAUGUACCUGUCCCUAAUCACUAUCCUAGGAGGCCUGUGUUUUGUUCUAACAGUCGUCCUGCUUUACGUGGGAUUCUGUUUGCAAGGACGGAGGGGUAAACACUCUUUACGGGCUGCAGCUUGCGGCGAAAGAAAGCGAGGUGCCCACUUGGAGCUGAAGACCAUCUCCAGCCACUGCAACGGGAAACCGGACGCUCACGACGGCCUGCUGCAGAUCGUCCCUGGAGAAGCAACAACGGCCCCCAACAAAGAGCUUCCUCCUGCUCCACCUCUCCCACCGCCUCCAGAAUCAGAGUACGUCAAUGGACUCUCUGCCACUUUACCCAGCGUCUUACGCAAGAUGAAUGGCAACAGCUAUGUGUUGCUGAGACAGACAGAUGGAGACACCACGUCUCCGCUUUGUUACUCCUUCACAGAGGAGCUCAACAGGAUCCUGGAGAAGAGGAAGCACACGCAGCUGUGUAGUAAACCUGAUGAGAGCUCGGUGUGAAAUCGAGAUGCGUUUGAACUGCUCAAGUGUUCAAAGGCAGUGUCAUCGUCUUAAUACCCCUUCUUCACCCAGACUAACUUUAACAGGAUGCUAAUGAGUAGCCACAGCUGCUUUUAUUGGAAGAUAAACAAAGCAUUGGUAUUCCUCUAAAAGGAGCAAAGUCCCUCUCCGUUUACAUUUCAAAUGUAGAGCUUGUGACUUUCAACAGACUGAGGAAAGCCCACUGGUCACAAAUAGCAAAGAAUGGACACAUACAAUGGAAAUUCUACCUCUGCAAAUUGUAUCGCACAGCUUUUGGCUUAUUUCAGCAUGCUUGCGUUAAAUUCAAGUUGGAGUUGGGGACACACAGCAAGGGAACCUUCAAAGCAAAAGAGCCCAUCUGGGGGAAUCAAGUAAAUGAUUCAGUUACAAACUAGUUGGAAGAAACAUUUACAAGGCAGCGUUGUAAAAAAGCAACAAGAUGAACUCAAAUGGAGGUAUCGCAUGGAGCAAAUCGUGCAAAACUCUAGUGCCGUCGAGCACUGAAUGUCUUUGAUAUGUCCUUUAUUUUAAUAUUUUCUAAUGUAUGCCAACACUGACCUUAUCAGUAACAGCUUGUGAUAAUAAGCAUAGUUAAAAAGAGCAGGGAUAACAGACUUUAAAAACAAUUAGAAAUGCACUUGAUGGUACUAAUAGUGUAAAUAUGGCAAUUAUUGAUAGUUUCACAGGGGUGGGAACCUAGCAAGAUGACAGUAUUAACCACUGAGAUGCACUUUAUGGACCGGUAGCAUUUGUUUUCCAUGAGGUGCUGCUUGUUGUGACAGAGCUGGAGAAGAUGGAAUGGAUUACAAGGACAGGACCGUUGCGAAAGAUGUGAAAGCGACAAUAUGAAUUGACUCUGAAUGCGAGAGGGAAGACUAUGUGCACAGUAUCUGUUUAACCCUGAGCAAUAGACCCCUAAAUGUGUCUGGAUUCGUUUGACUUAAGAUCUGUUAUGUCUGUCAUGACUUAUGUAUGAUAAGUCCACAUGCACAAGAACUGACAUGAUUCCUUGUCGGAAUCCUUCAUCGGAAUUCCGGAGUCAUUGGCUGCUAGGUCUCCAUGGCAACCACAGAGCAGAGGUAAAGCUGAUGCUGAACUUCUUAGAUUAUUCUUUUGACAUGACCAAUUAUUACAGCACCUCUUACAGUCAGGUCUCGCAGUCUUAACAGGGAUUAGCGAAUUAGCGCAACGUUGUGAAAUGAUGCUUCUGCUGCCAGUAAAUAAACUAAAUUCAAUUCUAGUCGGGACAUGAUGAACAAUGAGUAUUGUAACAUGGUGAUAUUGGGGGGUUUAAUUAUCCCCUACACUUCCAGUAAGUCCAUUAAACUGUUGUGUAAAUGUUUGUCCUGGAACUGCUCCAACUGCUCCGACUGCCCACACUUGAGUGCAAGAGCAUUUUGGCGUAUCUCCCACUACUUAAGGGGAGCGAAGCACCUGGUUCUGUCUGUUUAGAUCAGAAUAUGCAGAUUGCAAUGGAGCCGAGUGGAGAACAUUAAGGCCACAUGUUCAGAACAGAGCUAAGAUGAGCACUGCUGAUAGUGCAGUUCUCUCUCCUUAUGCUUUGUGUCCAGACGUAUAUUGUUUUUGUUUUGUUUAGUAGAGUUGGACUUCCUCAUGUCAUUACAAACCUGUAUCUUGUUAUUUUUACACAAAAGAAGACAUUUUGAAGUAUCUUUCCGUGGCUCUUUCUAUACAAUGAAACUUUGUAACUUUGUUUUGACCAAAAAGGAUAAAAAAAAAUUCUUC